GGAUGGGAAUUGGGCUGCAUGGGGAACACGUGGGGGGUUCUGCUCCCAGCCCAAGGCUUUGAGCCCGCCCGCGGGGUCCCUGCCUCGAUGGCCGCACCAUGGGGAGGGGGCUUGAAUGCAGGAGCCGGGCUCGGCUGGUUAUAGAAGCCCCGAGGAGGGCCGUGAGCCGCGAUGCUCCGGCCGCUUCCACGGCGCCCGGCACCGCCUCACGCCGCCGCUCGGGGCCGGGCCCCCCCCCGCCCCGGGUACAAGAUGGCGGCAGCCGGAGCGCAAGGCCGGGGCGGCGGGCGGCGGGCGGCGGGGCGGGCAGGGCCCGGCAGCGCGGCGCUGAGGAAGCCGCCCGGCCCCCGCCGCCUCUCGACGGGCCCCGAGCGGGGCCGGGUGUGUGCCGGGCCCCGCCAUGAGCGGCGCGGCGGAGGCGCGGGAGCUGGAGGAGCGGCUGCGGGAGGCGGCGGCGCUGGGGGACGCGGAGGAGGUGCGGCGGCUGCUGCGGGAGGGCGCGGACAUCAACUCCCGCAACGAGAUCAACGGCUGGACCUGUUUGCACUGGGCCUGUAAGCGGAACCAUGCACAAGUGGUGUCCUGCCUGCUGGAUGCUGGUGCAGAUCCACAGAUCCUCACAGCCAAAGGAGAGCUGGCUGCACAGCUAACUGCCAAACCAGACAUCCGGAAGAUACUGGGAGUAGAGGAAGAAACUGAAUGUCAAGGAAUGAAGGAUUUGAAUCUGCCAAUUGUUGCGAACUACUUGGCCAACCCUCCAUUCCCUUACGUUUACACCGAAGAAAGCAUUCCAGACAGCCUGGCAGAACCCCAGAAUGAAAGCGCUUCCAUCUCCUCUGCCUCCCAGUGUGAAACCAGCCCUUGUUCAUCAGCAGCUCAGGUUGAAAGCAUCUGCACCCCUACAUCAUGCAACAGCGAAGAUGACUUCCCUGCACAGGCCGCUGCAGAGCAGCUGCCCACCCCACCACCACCUCCCACAGCCCCGGAGUGCCCCCGGCCUGCGGUGCCCGAUGUCCCUCAGCCAUUGGUAUCCAACAUCCCCACACCAGUGGUACCCAAAGUCCCCCGGCCAGUGGUCCCCAAUGGCCCCAUCUGCCCAUCGCCCGCGCUGGCAGCACUUGAACAGGCCAGACCUCUGCAAACCAACAGUUCACCCACUGGUCCCACAGCAGCAUUCCAGCCCUUCUUCUUCACUGGAACUUUCCCAUAUAACAUGCAAGAACUUGUGCUUAAGGUGAGAGUCCAGAACCUCAGAGACAACGACUUCAUUGAAAUCGAACUGGACAGACAAGAACUGACCUACCAAGAUCUGCUCAGAGUGAGUUGCUGUGAAUUGGGUGUUAAUCCAGAGCAAGUCGAGAAGAUCAGGAAAUUACCCAACACACUCGUAAGAAAGGACAAGGAUGUUGCCAGACUUCAGGACUUCCAAGAGCUGGAGUUAGUCCUUGUGAAAAGUGAUGGCUCUCCCUUCCGAAACGCUGCAUCCACUUUGAUGGAGAGGCCAUGCUACAACAGCAGAGCAUCGAAGCUGACAUACUGACUCUUCCAGUGCAGCUGGAGGAUGGAAACCUGGUAAUUCUCUGAUGCUACUGCCUUUGGAAGGCAGCGAAUUAAGCGUGUGUAAAACCUUAAGUUAUUGUUAGGGUUGCUAUUUUAACUGAUAGUUUAUCUUUUGUAUUUAAUAUCCCCUUUGCUUUUAUUUUUUUAUUGAUACUGGAUUCAGAUAAGGGAUACCUCAUUUGUCUACUAAAAUCACAUGCUUCCAAUGUCUUUCAGUGAAGUUUAUUGGUUGUAUUUGAUAACAGAGGGCAGGAAAGACUUAAUUAUUGCUGUGAAAAGUGUGUUUACUCCACUCUUUGACCAAAUAGGACUCAUGGAAAAGAUUCAGGAAACUCUGUGUAUGUGUGUGUAUGUAUAUAUAUAUAUAUUUUUCUUUAAAAUUCCUGAUUAAGUUAAAGAUCAGAGGAUAUGUGGCAUACAAUGAACAGGUGCUCUCUAUUGAUGUAAAACUUGCAAGUCUUUGUAUAAGUAAGUAAGUCUCUUGCCCCUUCCCAAAGCCUUGCCAAGGUGUGUUGUCUUGCCUGCUGGGGCUGGAAAUACUUAAUGCUCUGAAGUGACAGGAGACAAAAAGUCACUGGGCUGAAAAUAAGUGGAGAAAGUGUGUCACCUUUAAAUGUUUCUUUCCCAUAGGAGAGUAUUGUAACUUAAGUAGUGGCAUCCCUCCUCAAAAAAAUACAGCAGCCUCUCUUAAAUGCUUAUUUAAGCCACAAAGCAAGUUAAAGAAAUGUCCUGUUGAAAGCCCUUCUGUUUGAGGAGCCAGGGAGGGGAUCAUAAAUCCAUGUCCAUGGUUUUAGUUAUUUAUUUUCCCCGAGGAUGUGAGGAGACUGUGCAUUACUCCAAAGCCAGUCCUAUUAAGUCAGGUAAUGCCUUUAUGGCCCACCCUCACAGACCAGUUAACAGGGUACAUGGUUAGUUUCUGCCCUGUGAGAAGCAGAAGCACAACGGUAUACUUUUGAGGUAUCAAUCCCAGCUGUGAGGAGCAUUCCACACUCUUGAUUAGCCAUACUAAACCAUUAGCAAAUAACUAACCUGUAACUUUACAUGUUGCUGAGUCUACUAUCACUUUUACGUAGUGUCCAUAGUUUUAGCUGAGUGAGUACUGAAAGGGCUGAAUGCCUCCAGGUGCUUCCAACUCAUUUUGGGGGCUGGGGGGAAACAGAUUCUGGUUAAAGUACAUUAAGUUUACUUAGAUUUAAGCAAGUCAGUAAUGAAAACAUCCACCUGUGGUUUUAUGAAUGGCAAAAGUCAGCAUUAAAACACACCCUGAAGUCACUCCCCUUCUGUCUGAACAAAGUACUUAAGUUGCAGCAUUGCAGGAGCAUUAACUUGAAGCUUUUCCUGUGAAUGUGGUAGUCUGCAAAGUUACACCUUAGGAGGCUUUUAGGGAUUUUUGUACCAAAAAACUAUAAUGAAUGAUGACCUUUGCAGCAAGCCCCUUAACUGGGUACUGAGGUGGCUGAAGGGAGCUGCUGCUGCUUUUCUUUUCCCCCAAUAGUAUUGACUUUCCUUCCAUCUCUGUUUUUUCAAGCUGCACUAGAGCAGAGUUUCUGCACAGCUGAUGCAGUGGUGGUGGUUGUUGAGCUGGACUGGGGUGUUGACAUUCAGACCAUAUCAAUAGAACAAUCAGUGUGUUUUGGUAGGAGCAGCACAGCUGCAGCAAGGUUAGCAAGAGCUUUGCAAGAAGAACAUACACUUGACUCUGGGUUCAGCAUUGCACCAUGGGACUUAGGCUUCUAAUUCUUGCUUAGUGCAAAGUAAUUAUCAUGCUUUUGCACUUGCUCCACAUACAUCCUCUCACUUAAACUCUGCUAACCUCCCAUUCUCAAUCCUGCCUCUCCUCUAGCCAGGAGCCAGGCUAUUUUAGAGCCCUAUUCACCUCCUGGUGAGCUCAAGACUGUGACACAGUACUAAAAUUCCCUCACUCUGGCUCCUGCUGUUCUUCUUGUAGCACAGGAAAGGAGCUUUUAUUUCAAUGAUUGUCUGUUUCUCUUUUCAGCACAGCUUGGAGGCUAGUUUAGAUUAUGUGCAAUAACUGUCUGAAAAACAAUAAUAGUGACUCAAAGUUAAAAGUAUCUAAUUCAUUUUCAGCUCCUUUGUUUAGGAAAUCAGUGUAAAGGCUACUGAACAUUCAGCUACAGGAGCAGCUGGUUUAAAAGCUUUACUUGCUCUAGCAUCCACCAAGAAUAACUGUUAAUGUGAUCAGACUAAAACUUUAAUCAUGAUCUGACUGUAAUAACAGUAAGUCUAUGCAUUCAGAGAAAUAUUUUUGUAUGUUUUAUGCAGUUUGAUAAACUCUAAGGCACACUAGUGUUAUGUUAACUGUGUUUUGUUGUUGGGUUUUUUCCUUUGAAUAAUAAACAACUGAAACUAAGUUUAUACGAAACUUACUGUUCUUCUAAGGACAACUUUUGUUUGCACUACAAACUUGUACUGACCUGACGUUGCUACUCUUCACCUCUAUUAAAGUAUCAGUUGUUUAAAGUA
Molecule: messenger RNA, 4044 nt
Organism: Strigops habroptila (Kakapo)
Lineage: Eukaryota; Metazoa; Chordata; Aves; Psittaciformes; Psittacidae
Product: ankyrin repeat domain-containing protein 40-like
Exons: 5
Coding region: 401-1540 (379 amino acids)
Molecular function (GO): protein binding
Source: RefSeq, a predicted model, not a curated record